Fundulus heteroclitus (mummichog) is the source of this 2055-nucleotide messenger RNA. RefSeq names its product ADP-dependent glucokinase-like. The coding region runs from base 84 to 1565 and encodes 493 amino acids. Gene Ontology annotation, biological process: glucose metabolic process. Gene Ontology annotation, molecular function: ADP-specific glucokinase activity. The transcript has 7 exons. NCBI's taxonomy places the organism in Eukaryota, Metazoa, Chordata, Actinopteri, Cyprinodontiformes, Fundulidae. The record is from RefSeq and is a predicted model, not a curated record. Gene Ontology annotation, cellular component: endoplasmic reticulum.
GGCACGCUUGCUCUUCCGGAGGGCGGAGAGUGUUUGUUCAGUCAGCCAGCCAGAGCCGCCGCCAGGCAGCAAGGGAGCGGGCGAUGAUGGAGGGGGGGAGCAGGCUUCCGUGGAUGAAGUAUGGCUCGGUUCUGUCACUUUUCGUGGUUCUGGUAGCCAUAUGGUUCCGUUCGCCGCCGAACACAGUACUGGACGACCGGCUGGACACGGUGCUGUCGUCGCUGCUUCGGGCGGAGCGGAAAGUCGGGGUUAACGACGCCAGACCCAGAGUGGCAGUUGGUUUUGGGGGCUGUGUUGACCUCAUAGUAGACGCUGCGUCGUUUCUCAACAAGAUAGGCGUCUCUCACACAGACCAGCCGUUGCAUCACGACUAUCUAGAAAAUGCUGAGCAACUGGCUCAGAGCUUUGCCUACUUCUUUGCACCGGGAGCUGCAGCAGAGCGUUUUAUGAUUAAUGAAACCCUCUUUAGCGAGCUGGUGGAGGGCGCCCGGGACCUACCUGGCAACAGGUGGGCCGUAGGUGGCAACGCUCCUGUGAUGGCCAGCCGCAUGGCGACCGAGGGAUGUGAUGUGUUGUUAGGGGGAAGUUUCAGCACCGAUUUUACUGAAGUUCUGUCCCAGCACAUUACAGUGGCUGGUAAAGUGAUAGAAGAGCCAGACAUCCAUCUAAUCCUCGAAUAUUCGUCUGGCGCUAGCUGGGCGACCUAUACCUCGCGUAGAGCCAACAGAUAUAUCAUUCACAGUGAUGCGCACAAUCCCUACUUGGACUCCUUGGAUGAGUUUGCUGAGAAGCUUAAAGAUUUCCAACCUGAUCUGUUAAUAGUGGGUGGGCUUCAGAUGAUGGACAAUUUCCCCUUUAAUUCAGGUGAGCGAGAGGCGGUGCUCUCCCGGCUGGCCCACCUGCUGGACUCCUCGUCUCCUCAAAUCGGCAUCCAUUUUGAGAUGGCAAGUUUUGUGGACGAGAAUAUAGUGGACGACCUUCUUCACUAUGUCAUCCCCCAUGCGGACUCUUUAGGCAUGAACGAACAAGAACUCCCCAACCUCCUCAGCCUAAUCAAAGGGUCCAACAUCACCGUGCUGUCGGACCCAAACCCCCGUGUGGCUACUGUCCUCGAUCAGAUGAGGGAGGUUUAUCGCAUCCUGAACCAGCGCUACAAGGAUGCUAACCCGGACGGCGAGGCCACCGACGGCAAACCAAAGGGUAAGCCGCUGACGCGCCUCCACGUCCACACGUUGGCCUUUCAGGCCAUGAUCGUGACGCGCGGCUCUCAGUGGAAGAACACCAUGUCCGCCACCGCCAAGGCGUCGCUCACGGCCAACCGUCACGUCUGCGGUUCGAACGACAUCGACCUGAGCAAGGCGAGGCUCAUCAUGGACGACUCGUUCUCCGUCAGCCACCGCGAGGGCAGCCAGCGCAUCCCGCUGCAGGAGACCAGGCCGGUCAGCUGCUGGGACGAGGACGACUACCAGAUCUGCGUGGCGCCAGUGCUGGUGUGCACCGAAGUUUAUCAAACUGCGGGUGGAGGGGACAACGUCUCGGCUGCUGGCUUGGUUCUACAGAUUUAAAGGAGGACACUAAACGGUCGUUUUGACUCUGGAAACUUUAUUCUCGGUGUGCUGCAGCCUUACCCUUCAGGUACUGACAUGGCUACGAGGCUAAGGCUAUUACAUUCGUUGACAAUAAGAAAAGCACGUUGUUAUCACUGAAGAGUCAGAUCAUGGAUAUUUCUGUACUUUGGUCUUACCUCUGAAGUGGAGGCAAUGGAAAACAAAUAAUUGUAGCCUUCUAAUCUAACUAGGCUUUCUUUAGUUUAAUCUCAAAAUUAGUAUAAUUUCCUUCUGUUUGACGACCGUCUCACUGAUUCAUUUUCUCUAAUCCAACUUAGUUUUCAGUUUCGCUGAAACAUUUUCUUUCUAAUUUGGUUUUUAGUGAUAAAACAUCCAGCAAACACCUGGAUUCUGUUUCGCACUUAUAAAUCUGCUCCAUCAUCUGACUCUAGGGAUUUUAAUGGCUUGUUCUUGUACUUCUCUGAGACCUUUAAAAAAAAAAAAAAAA